Messenger RNA from Podarcis muralis (Common wall lizard), 3171 nucleotides. It is a transcript of the gene ABCG4, whose product is annotated as ATP binding cassette subfamily G member 4. Gene Ontology annotation, biological process: cholesterol efflux; cholesterol homeostasis; transmembrane transport. The record is from RefSeq and is a predicted model, not a curated record. Gene Ontology annotation, cellular component: plasma membrane. NCBI's taxonomy places the organism in Eukaryota, Metazoa, Chordata, Lepidosauria, Squamata, Lacertidae. Gene Ontology annotation, molecular function: ATP binding; ATP hydrolysis activity; ABC-type sterol transporter activity.
UCCACUUUUAAGAGCACAGCCGGCUGGUCCCUUUAAGGGAAGCUGUUAUGCUGGCUGGGAAAGCAGAAACCUGCCUGGAAAGCCCGGCCCAGCAAUCCCUCCCUCUCUCCCCCCACCUCCGGCCCGCCCUGCUAGCUGGUGCUUGUGACAUUCAGCAAGGAGGGGAUGAACCUGGAGAGACGGAGGAGCCGGCGGCGUCGGGCUGAUGGAGCAGAGAGGAGCCCUCCCCACUAUCAGCCGGGCCAGGGGGGCUGCUAGGGGGCUGCUGCUUGGCUGAGGAGAAGUGGGGAGCAGGGGGCUGGCUGGCGUCUCCCCCGCCCAAGCCCCCCCACCACCUUCCUCUGAGAGGAUGGAGAAGGACGGCUGCAGGAGCUGAGAGCUGCCCUCUCUCGGUCUGCUCUGCAGUCACUACUUGGCAGCCGGCUGGUCCUUGCCCUGCCCAGCCCAUCGCAGCAGAGCAUCCUUUGGGAAGAGAGAGAGAGGAGAGCCCAGGACCUCCGUCCAUCCCUCAGCAUCCUUUUCCUUUUGUCUCCAAAAGGAGGGGGAAAAACCGCUGCUGCUGCAAAGAGAAGAGGGAGGGGGGAAGAGAGAAGAAGAAGAAGAAGCCAGCACCCACCCACCCACCCACCCCACAUGUCUGCAGCUUGGGGGGUGGCGGCAGGCAGGACCCAAAAGCCCCGAGCACCCCAGCAGAAAAGGGGAGCCUGCUGUCCAUCACAUCCAGACGCGAGGGAGCUGAGCCAGCAAUAAAAAGGAAGAGAAGAGAGCGAGUUCAGUGGCGAUGGCCGAGAAGAGCCUUGACCCUGCAUGCGUCUCCAUCGCCCUGGAGGACACGGUGUGCAAUUCCGGCUCGCAGGAUGCUCCCCUCCUGACCACCCACCUGAAGAAGGUGGAGAACCACAUCACGGAAGCCCAACGGUUCUCCCACUUGCCCAAGCGCUCGGCUGUGGACAUUGAGUUUGCCGACCUGUCGUAUUCCGUCCGGGAGGGCUCCUGGUGGCGGAAGAGAGGAUACAAGACGCUGCUGAAAUGUCUGUCUGGGAAGUUUUGCCGCCGCGAGCUUAUCGGGAUCAUGGGCCCUUCCGGAGCUGGGAAAUCAACCCUCAUGAACCUCCUGGCUGGUUACCGGGAGACGGGCAUGAAGGGGCAGAUCCUCGUGAAUGGGCGGCAGAGGGAGCUGCGCACCUUCCGGAAGAUGUCUUGCUACAUCAUGCAGGACGACAUGCUCUUGCCGCAUCUCACCGUGCGCGAGGCUAUGAUGGUUUCUGCCAACCUGAAGUUGAACGAGAAGCAGGAAGUCAAGAAGGAGCUGGUGGACGAGAUCCUGACAGCUCUGAGUCUUCUGGAAUGUUCUUAUACCCGCACGAUGUCCCUGUCCGGAGGGCAGCGCAAGCGCCUUGCCAUCGCCCUGGAGCUGGUCAACAAUCCCCCGGUCAUGUUUUUCGACGAACCCACCAGCGGACUGGAUAGUUCCUCCUGCUUCCAGGUGGUCUCGCUGUUGAAAUCACUGGCCCAGGGCGGUCGCACCAUCAUCUGCACCAUCCACCAGCCCAGCGCGAAGCUCUUUGAAAAGUUUGAUAAGCUUUAUAUCCUGAGCCAAGGUCAGUGCAUCUUCAAAGGAGCGGUGCCCAACCUCAUCCCAUACCUGAAAGGGCUGGGCUUGCAUUGCCCCACCUACCACAACCCAGCUGAUUUCAUUAUCGAAGUUGCCUCGGGAGAAUACGGUGACCUAAACCCACUACUGUUCCAAGCGGUCCAGAAUGGGCUCUGUGCCAUGGAGGAGAAGAAGAGCAGUCCAACCAAAGCAGAUUCUUCUUGCCCAGGGCACUGCGUGGCAGAUUUGGACCACAUCGAGAGCCAUACUUUUGCCACCAGUACCAUGACCCAAUUCUGCAUCCUCUUCAAGAGGACGUUCCUGUCUAUUAUGAGAGACACGGUGCUAACCCACCUGCGGUUCAUGUCUCACAUCUGCAUCGGUGUGCUGAUUGGACUGCUCUACCUGCACAUUGGCAAUGACGCCGCCAAGGUCUUCAACAACACCGGCUUCCUCUUCUUCUCCAUGCUCUUCCUCAUGUUCGCUGCCCUGAUGCCCACGGUCCUCACUUUCCCGCUAGAGAUGUCUGUGUUUCUGAGAGAGCAUCUGAACUACUGGUACAGCCUGAAGGCUUAUUUUCUAGCUAAAACGAUGGCGGAUAUUCCUUUUCAGGUAAUAUGCCCCAUUACUUACUGCAGUAUUGUGUAUUGGAUGACGGGUCAGCCUCCGGAAGCCACCCGAUUUCUGCUCUUCUCUGCUCUGGCCACUUCCACCGCCCUGGUGGCCCAGUCCUUGGGGCUCAUGAUUGGAGCAGCAUCCACCUCCUUACAAGUGGCCACCUUUGUGGGUCCCGUCACAGCCAUCCCCGUCCUCCUCUUUUCUGGCUUCUUUGUGAGUUUCAAGACCAUCCCUACCUACCUGCAGUGGAGUUCGUAUGUCUCUUAUGUCAGGUACGGCUUUGAAGGUGUGAUCCUCACUAUCUACUCCUUGGAGCGGGAAGAAUUGGAAUGUAAGGUGCCCGAUUGUCCUUUCAAGGACCCGAUAAAGAUACUCCAGGAAUUGGACGUGGAGGAAGCUAAGCUCUACCUUGACUUCAUCGUCCUAGGGAUUUUUUUCAUCAUCCUCAGGCUCAUGGCUUACCUCACCCUGAAGUACAAGGUGAAGUCCGAAAGAUAAAAAGGGGACUUGGGCAAAACCCCCGAUGCCCUUUGGCGGAUGCUAUUGACUGCCCCACGAACCUACUUUCCAAAGGACACGGGGAAAAUCUGUGCAUCAUGGACUCAGAGAGGGUUGAUGUUGUUGGGUAACUGGUGGCUGACGUCACCUCAGUCGAGAAGAGUUGAUGAGACAUCUCGGAACUGUUUUAAUAUUUCCAGGCAUUCUCUUCAUUGGCAAAAUGGUCUUUCCUUUCCCCCCUCCCCUUUUCUUUGGGUAAAAUUCUGGAAUGUGUCAAAACUCUCUUCCCAGAGCAAUAUCAGCUGGAGGGGAAACCUGCCCUCAUUAGGAUGCCCAACCUCUUCCCUAGCAAAGCAGUUGGAAGAAACCUGGUUUUUGCUCCACUGGGAGGGGAAAUGGAAGGUGGAUGGGGAAAUGCUGGAAUCAAUUUGGGCAGGACCCAGGGGGGUUGGGAAAAGGAG